AAUAUAGUGAUUGGCGAUUACUAAUUAGUAAUUACUGUUUAUACUCUAUACUUUACACAGUUUCAAGUGUUACAACCUUGCAAGUUGCAGGGCUAUAUUAAUUAAAUACUUCAAUAUUCUAUCAAUCAUUUAUUUGUUUUGUUGUAUCCUCUACCAAAUAUUUUCAUUUUUAACUAUUAAACCUGUUCUUUAUCUGUGAAUUUGUAACGUGUACUUAGUCCCAGAGACUUGAAUUGUGUACUGUACCUAUUUGUGUGGUAAAAUGGGCACUAAAGUAUGUGAUAUUGGAGAUGAUGUUAAGGAAACAUUGAGAAAGUUUCGGUUCCGUAAAACAACAAAAAAUGCUGCUCUUAUAAUGAAAGUGGACAGAGAAAAACAGCAAGUAUGUGUAGACGAAAUGUUGGACGAUGUCACUCUUGAAGAACUAAGAGAAAUUUUACCAGGUCAUCAGCCACGUUAUAUAAUUUAUUGCUGUAAGAUGGAACAUGGAGAUGGCCGAGUGUCAUUUCCAAUGUGUUUCAUUUAUUUCACUCCGAGAGAUAGUCAUAUGGAAUUGCAAAUAAUGUAUGCAGGUACUAAAAUGGCUUUACAGCGUGAAGCCAACUUGACUAGGGUGUAUGAAGUGAGAGAAUUGGAUGAAAUGACAGAUGAGUGGUUACAAGACUGUGUUAUGGGAAAGUAAUAUUUUAUACAAAUUUAAAAUAAUAUUAAAUGACAUGAAAUAAGUUUUUAAAUUGACAUAUAGUUUUUUUUUAAAAUACCAUUAAUUAAUUUAAUAAAAUAUUAUACUGGCCCAAAUUUAUUUUCAAUUAUCAACAUCCAUUUUAAAAUAUUAAAAUGGAUAGAAUAAAGUACAAGUCACUAUUUAAAAUUUUUUAAAUAAAAUUGAACUGUUCAUUGAUAUUUUUUUUUAUAAUAUUUGACACUCCAAAAAAAUAUUUCAUACAGUAAUUAUUGACUAUCAACUUAGGUUUAUAUAUUAUUAUAAUUUAAUCUUUUUGACAUAUUUUAAAUAUUUGAGUAUGCUUAACAUUCCUUUUGAUUUUUCACUUGUAUGUGUAUUAUGAUAAAGUAUUUUUUAUUUAAAUUAUACAUCAUCAUUUUUUAAAACCCAAAAAUUAACAAAACAUUGUUUUUAAAUGAAUACUAUAUUUUUAAUAAUUUAGGUUAUCUAAAUUAUAAAUGUGUGAUUUUUUUACUUAACAAUAACUAUAUUUAUACAUUCAAUUAUACAAACUAUUUGUAUUAUUAAAACAUAUAAUUUUUAAGUGAAUUCAUAUUUUAGAAGACAUUAUUUUACUGUUAAAUUAAUCUAUUAUAUUAUUUAUUCAUUUUUUUUGUUGAAGAAUUUAUUUUUAAGUUUGUUAAAUUAUAUUUUAUGAUAUCAGCAGUGUAAAAUUUUCUUUGAAAAUUUCACUUUGCUAAUAGUUUGUAAUACACAAUGUCACUUUUUUUAUAAUAAAUGAUUAAGUGUGUUUUUA
Messenger RNA from Rhopalosiphum padi (bird cherry-oat aphid), 1481 nucleotides. It is a transcript of the gene GMF, whose product is annotated as glia maturation factor beta. NCBI's taxonomy places the organism in Eukaryota, Metazoa, Arthropoda, Insecta, Hemiptera, Aphididae. Gene Ontology annotation, biological process: actin filament debranching; negative regulation of Arp2/3 complex-mediated actin nucleation. The transcript is spliced from 4 exons. Gene Ontology annotation, molecular function: actin binding; Arp2/3 complex binding. The record is from RefSeq and is a predicted model, not a curated record. The coding region runs from base 263 to 682 and encodes 139 amino acids. Gene Ontology annotation, cellular component: actin cortical patch.